This is a messenger RNA of Epinephelus moara (kelp grouper), 2856 nucleotides long. Its product is annotated as zinc finger protein 184. The record is from RefSeq and is a predicted model, not a curated record. Gene Ontology annotation, cellular component: nucleus. Gene Ontology annotation, biological process: regulation of transcription by RNA polymerase II. The transcript has 7 exons. Bases 171 to 2501 code for a protein of 776 amino acids. Lineage: Eukaryota; Metazoa; Chordata; Actinopteri; Perciformes; Serranidae. Gene Ontology annotation, molecular function: RNA polymerase II cis-regulatory region sequence-specific DNA binding; DNA-binding transcription activator activity, RNA polymerase II-specific.
UUGGAAAGCAGCUAUACUCCGGUCGCCAUGAUUCUUCCUGGCUUGACUGUCCGGAGAAAGACGGUUAAAUACUUUUAAACGUUAUAUUUCGGGGCAAACUGCAACAUUGCUUGUCUUUUCGUGUAUUCGGUUGAUUAACGUAUGAAUUAGCGACCCGCCCCGGGUACAGAAUGGACAAACGGUCUGACACCGCAGGUGUCGGAGGUUCCCUUUCCCUGUCCUCCCUUCGCUUGCUGUCUUCCCCUCUGCAGCUGACCUACUCCUACAUAUGGCAGGUCAUACGGCAGAGAAAUGUGAAGCACUACGGGAAAGUGGAGGAGUUUGUGACCAUGGUGACGCAGACUGUUCCUGACCUCAUAAGCUUCAAGCAGACUGCCCAGCUCAUCUUGGGGUUGAGAGCCAGGAUCAUUUUGGAUUUGCUUCACAAAGACGGCCCACCAGAUUUCAAGGCCAUUCAAACUCUCAUAAAUAAGUUGAAGGUGUCUGCAGCUUCAGGGAAGGACUUAGAAGUGGAGAAAUCUCAAACAAACUUCAUGGUGCUGGUCCAGAGUCUGCUUAAAAAUCCUGCUGAGAGGAAGCGCUUCUUCCAGGAAGUGUUCCCUGUUCAGUACGGCACAAAGUUCGAUACAGCGCUGCAGGCUCUGACUGCAGGUCUGGUGUGCAAGCUGGAGCAGCUUCUCCCUGUACCAAAUCUCUCCCAGCUCGGUGCCAUGAUCUCAGCAGACCCAUCUGUCCUGGAGGCUUGCGGAGGCUUCAUGCCCAGCAGCGGGGACAUGAAGGCUCUCCUGCUGCACCAGCAGGCCAAGGGACUCCUUGGUGUUAAAGCAACCAUCUCGUCCUCAGUGGGCGACUGUGUGUUCGCCUCACUAGCCUUCCGGCCCAAACCAGCCGAACCACCACAGCCACCGCCAGAAUCACCAAAGCGGUUAGAGGUCACCGUCAACGAAUCAAGCCCAGCCUCACUCAGUGACGCUGAAGACUUGGGAGUGAUGUCAGAUGACUCUGACAGCCCAGCAGACGCUGCUACUGGACCACAGGGGAGAGGGCGAUACAGUCUUAAAACAGCUGAUGGCAGUGCCGACAAGGAAAAGAGUGUCGCAGCAACAGCUCAGAGGGAGAAUGUGCUACAAGAGAAGAGCUGCGAGGAGGAACAGCCUGCCACAACUCAACUGAGCGAAGGGGAAAAUGCAGCACCAAAUAAACCAGAACCACAGCCGCUUCCUUUGAAAUCCAUCCCUUUCCGGGUAGUUCAAAUGCCGAUCAAAACUGCUUCCACCAUACAGAACGCAGGAACAAAAGAUGGCCAAAAGCCCCAGACUCAGCGAGUCACACUGCAUCAGUGGGUGUCACAGAUAGCCACUAACUCGCUAUCACUCCCAGCCCUGCCACCACUUCCUCCACCCAGGUUGACUGCAGGGGAAUACACGAAGCCGAGUAUAAGAAGAAAAAAGCAAAUCAGACCUCCAGCUGACAGAUUCACCUGCCCCGUGUGCGACAAGACCUUCCCUUAUCAGUCCAAGCUAAUGGAUCAUGAGCGCAUUCACACAGGAGAGAAGCCGUUUGUGUGCACAGCGUGCAACAAAGGCUUCAGAACACAGGCGUUCCUCAACAACCAUCUGAAGACCCACAGCACCAUGCGUCCUUACGCCUGCGGCCAGUGCGGGAAGUGUUUCGUCAAAUUGCAGAGCUUGACGAAGCACAUGCUGGCCCACAGCGGCCAAAAGCCCUUCUACUGCGACAUCUGCAACAAGGGCUUCACACAGUCCACCUACUUCAAAAGACACAUGGAGUGCCACACGAGCCAGAUGACGUUCCCCUGCAAGCACUGCAACAAAAGCUUCCCAACAGCCUUCAAGCUGUCGAACCACGAACGCUGGCACACCAGAGACCGCCCUCACAUGUGCGAGCGCUGCGGGAAGAGAUUCCUUGUCCCCAGCUUAUUGAAGAGACACAUGGGCUACCACAUCGGCGACCGCCAGUAUCUCUGCUCCCAGUGCGGGAAGACCUUCGUCUAUUUGUCUGACCUGAAGAGGCACCAGCAAGACCAUGUGCCCAAAGCGAAGAUCCCGUGCCCCAUUUGCCAAAAGAAGUUCUCCAGCAAGUACUGCCUGAGGGUUCACCUAAGGAUCCACACCAGGGAGAGGCCCUACCGGUGCUCCAUAUGCGAAAAGACCUUCACCCAGGUCGGGAAUCUGAAGGUCCACAUAAGGCUACACACCAACGAGCGCCCGUUCAGCUGCGACGUGUGCGGCAAGACCUACAAGUUGGCGUCACAUCUGAACGUCCACAAAAGGACUCACACGUGCAAGAAGCCCUGGACGUGCGACACGUGCGGGAAAGGAUUCUCAGUCCCCGGCCUUUUGAAAAAGCACGAGCAGAUGCACACGAGGGAGGCUAACCCCGACUUCUCCGGUAAACGGAGACACAGGGGUAAGCACAAGAAGCACUCCCUCAAGAGGAAGUAUGAUGAGGAAGAUGAGGGUAGCGGCGACGAUUAUUAAUCAAGGAAACAUAUUUUGUAUUAAAUAAAGAUGCUCUGAUUAGCGGUGUUAGGGCUGAUGCUAAUCACUGAUUCAAUUAUAGUUAGCUAAUUUGGAUAGCUACUGCAUUACUGACCCUUUGAACCAUGUCAUUUUCAAUUCUGUGGUGGAGAUCAUGUCACCAUGACGGAGCAUCCCAACUAACAAAGCCCACUGUUUUACUGUACAUCAGUUUUUCCAUAUAAUGAGGUGAUGCGACAAAAUUAGUUUAGGAAAUGAGGUCACCCUAAGCGGUCACAUCCUGAGAGGUGUAAGGUGUAAUCAGUAGAGCAGUUUUGGUGAUCAUCUCAUAAAAAAAAAGAAAAAAAAAAAAGAA